Molecule: messenger RNA, 1773 nt
Organism: Microthlaspi erraticum
Lineage: Eukaryota; Viridiplantae; Streptophyta; Magnoliopsida; Brassicales; Brassicaceae
Source: the annotation of a GenBank genome assembly
AUGGUAGUCGAAGCUUUCGAAGUCUGCGCCGUGCCCUUCAAUUCCGAUGGCUGGGGUCCUCCUGACGCCUCCGACGUUUCUUCCUCCGCCUCCUCCACCAGCGUCGCCGCCGCAAACCUUCUCCCGCACGUUCCUUUCGCCUCCUUCUCCCGCUCGGAGAAGCUCGGCCGUGUAGCCGAUUGGACUCGCAAUCUCUCUAACCCAUCCAAUCGCCCUCACACCGGAUCCAAAUCCGAUCCUUCCGCCGUAUUCGAUUACUCCUCCUUCGCAAUCGACGAAGGAUUCGGCCUCACUUCUUCCGGUAAUAAUCCCGACGAUGACGCAGCUUUCCGUCUCGUCGACGGCAAGCCUCCGCCGCGUCCGAAAUUCGGACCUAAAUGGCGAUUCAAUCCUCACCGCAAUUGGAAUCAGCUCCCCCAGCGGCGAGACGAGGAAGUCGAAGCGAAGAAGCGCGACGCGGAGAAGGACCGAGCUCGCCGCGAUCGUCUCUACAAUCUCAACAACAGAAACAACGUCCAGUACCAGCGCCGUGAAGCCGCCGCUUACAAAUCGUCCGUCGAUAUCCAGCCGGAGUGGAACAUGCUCGAGCAGAUCCCUUUCUCGUCCUUCUCCAAGCUCUCCUUCUCCGUUCAAGAGCCAGAGGAUCUCCUCCUCUGCGGCGGCCUAGAGUACUACAACCGCGUUUACGACCGCAUAACGCCCAAAAACGAACGCAGGCUCGAGCGUUUCAAGAACAAGAACUUCUUCAAAGUCACCACCAGUGACGAUCCCGUCAUCAGACGUCUCGCUAAGGAAGACAAAGCCACAGUCUUCGCCACCGACGCCAUCUUAGCAGCUCUCAUGUGCGCUCCAAGAUCCGUUUACUCUUGGGAUAUCGUGAUCCAUCGUGUUGGCAGCAAACUGUUCUUUGACAAGAGAGAUGGAUCACAGCUUGAUUUGUUAUCUGUUCACGAGACGUCUCAAGAGCCAUUGCCUGAGGCCAAAGAGGAUAUCAAUUCGGCUUAUGCUUUAGGUGUGGAAGCUGCGUUUAUCAACCAGAACUUCUCGCAGCAGGUUUUGGUGAGAGAUGGGAAGAAAGAAACGUUUGAUGAGGCGAAUCCAUUCGCUAACGAAGGUGAUGAGAUUGCUUCUGUUGCGUAUAGGUAUAGAAGAUGGAAGCUUGAUGAUGAUAUGCAUCUUGUAGCGAGAUGUGAGUUGCAGAGCGUUGUUGAUCUCAACAACCAGAGAUCGUUUUUGACUCUGAAUGCUCUUAACGAGUUUGAUCCAAAGUACUCUGGUGUUGACUGGAGGCAGAAGCUCGAGACGCAGAGAGGUGCGGUUUUGGCUAAUGAGUUGAAGAACAAUGGGAACAAGCUGGCGAAAUGGACUGCUCAGGCUAUGUUGGCUAAUGCUGAUAUGAUGAAGAUUGGUUUCGUCUCUAGAGUCCAUCCUCGUGAUCAUUUCAACCAUGUGAUGCUAUCUGUUUUGGGGUAUAAGCCGAAGGAUUUCGCUGGACAGAUCAAUCUCAACACUUUGAACAUGUGGGGGAUUGUGAAGUCUAUUGUUGAUUUGUGUAUGAAGCUCAAAGAAGGGAAGUAUGUUUUGGUGAAGGAUCCGUCGAAGCCUCAAGUGAGGAUCUACGAGGUUCCUUCUGAUGCGUUUGAGAAUGAUUAUGUUGAAGAGCCUUUGCCUGAAGAUGAACAAGUGAAACCACAUGAAGAGAACGCAGAGGGUGCAGAAGCAAGUGUGGCUAAUGAAACAGAGGAUGAGAAAGCUGAUGAAGCUCAAGCUUGA